UCUCUUUGUCUAUACUUGCUCUACAUAAUUUAUGAGCUUAAGAGACGGCUCCGAUAUAUGAUUUUUUUACACGAUCAGUAUUUUAAAACGUAGGACACAAAAUAGCAUUAAAAGUAUAUCUUAUAUAUCGUUUGUGAUAUAAAUAAUUACGUUUUGCAGUUAAGAAAGAGUAGGGAUUCAUUCAACCAAUCAGCCGCAAAGUGAUAACCACUGAUUCUGAAUAGAACAGAGUGAGUCGAGUGUUUACCGUCCGUAUUUACUAUUACUACGAUAUUACUAAGCUAAGUUUGUAAAAAAUCGAGAUAUCAAUAUUUCUGCGUACGUAUUACGGUACGAUAUCUGGUCAAAUCUCCAUGUCACGUAUACUACAAGUGUUGAUUUUCGACUAACCUCUGACACGGUGUACGUCGUCCGUAAAAAUGGAUAAAAGCAAAUUGGAUACAUCUAGGUCAGGGUAUCGUGAGGAUAUCUCUAGUCAUUCUAAAAAAAAUAAGAAAAGAUCAAGUAAAAAAAAUAACAUACUUGGUUUAUGGAUGAAUAACAUGCAAAACAAUCAAAAUAACGACAUGGUACCUGGAAUGGAGUAUCAGCAUUUAUUAUGGCAGUCCAAUGUACAACAAAACUUUUCGAACAAUGGACAACGUCUUUUUACAACAACAUCCGAUCCUAGCAUGUGUGGCUAUACACAGAUGCCCAUGACAUAUACCAUGGAACCUGUUUCACUUCCAACCAUGUAUAGGCUAUAUCAACCAGUACCGUUUUCUGGCAUUAGAACUGUUCACGGUAGACCCAGACGGCAUUGUAAUCAAAAUUUUCCAAUGAAUAUGAAUAUGAAUUCUAUGGGGAAUGGUUACUCAAGUUUACAAGAAAAUGGAGUAGAAUCUUCUGUGCCUAUUAAUUAUCAAAAUGGAGAUUAUGCAAGCUUGCCACCUACUGGUAACAAGAAUAAUGAAAUAAAUGGGGAUGAGCCAAAUUCAGAGCAUCGGAGGUAUUCAGAUCCUGGUCUUGGAUCCGCAGAAGCUCCAGUUCAAACUCAGAGCGAAGAUUCUGAUAGCAUCGAUAGUGGAAGCUCCAUUACUACAGUUGGACGUAGCAAUAAGCUUGUCUUAUCUCUUAUCGAACAGAUGACAGAACUGAAGAAAGGCAAUAGUCAACUGUUCAAAGAGUUGAAUGAAACAAAAUCGGAACUAGGCAGUAUGAAAGCAAAACUAGCACAAUGUAAAUAUAGCGGCUCUUCAGAUUAUCAACCAGGAAUGUUAUCAGAUUUUAUUCGCGAAAUCAGACAAGCCAACAAAACAUGCGAGGAGGGAUUGAUUUCGAAAGUAAAAUCUAUGGUGGAGGAAAAACUAAACCAAAGAUCGUUAGAAGUGGUAAAUUUAAACAAUCGGAUAAUAAAAUUAACGGAAGAAAAAGAGGAAAGCGACAGAAGAAUAGCAAAAUUGGAGGAGGAAGUGGCGAUGCUGAAGCUGAAUGCAAACAACGAAGGCCGCGAGAUCGCCGCGUUCGAGGAAGAAACUCUGGCGCUGAGACGGGAGCUGCAGGAGGCCCGGGCGUCCAAGUGUCUGGCCGAGGGUCACGUGGCAAACCGGCAGCAUGGCUUUCAGCUGAUCUCACUGUUGCUUUUGCCGCUUCUAAAGAGAGCAUUACAGAGAUUUGUUUGGGCCGAGUAGAUGGAUGAUGGGGGAGCGAAGGCAUGUAACGUGACUUGACUCGUCAUUUGUCAGACUGGAGAAGCUGCUGGACAUUCUGCAUAAUAAGAUGAUCGGUGCCACCGACCAGGAAGCCGUUUCGGGCAUGGCUAACGUGAAACGUGCAAGGAACGUCUCCUCCUCGUCCGGGGAGGACGAAGAGGGGGAGGAAGAGGAGGACGACGAUGACGAUGAUGGGGAGAAGAGGAGGAAUCGCGGAGCAGUGGAGGACGAAGAGGAGGACGAUGGUAACGUGGAUGAGGAUAACGGGGUGACGGCAUUCAGGGAGAAGCUUCCCGAAUGGAUGUCGAUGAUCGACA
Messenger RNA from Apis dorsata (giant honeybee), 2008 nucleotides. RefSeq lists its product as uncharacterized. Bases 420 to 1670 code for a protein of 416 amino acids. The transcript is spliced from 7 exons. Lineage: Eukaryota; Metazoa; Arthropoda; Insecta; Hymenoptera; Apidae. The record is from RefSeq and is a predicted model, not a curated record.